GUAAUCAAUCCUUGAGGCUGAUAUAUGCUGGCUACGACUCCUUUUUAGGUAUGUAAACUUUCGAUUCCUUUUGAGGCCUUUGAACAUCUUAUAGAUAACCAUAUGUUGACUACUGACGAAGAGACAAGUCUGCUAUCCUCCUUGAAGUUUGCUCCAGAGGAUCGGUGGCUUUACCUGUUUUAUCAGUGCAGGGCAAAGAAGUAUGGCCAGGUGACAACGAUCGAACACAAAUUUGUGCAGCUUGAGAAGGAUAUUGCUGAGGAGACGGUCAUCAGCCAUGCGGAGGUGGCGGGAACAUCGUUGAGAGAUAACAGUGACUUGAUAGCCUGCAAGGCAGAUUAUCACUACCACAAAGGAGAAUAUGUGCAGGCUUAUGAAGUCACGAACAAGCUGCUUGAGAGAGACCCCUAUCAUAUACAAUGUAUGCCAGUGCACUUAGCUGCCGCUUUGGAGCUUCGGCGAAAGAAUGAGCUGUUCCUCCGAGCCCACAAGUUGGUACAGGAAUACCCUCACAAGGCUAUAUCGUGGUUUGCAGUUGGCUGUUAUUAUUACUGUAUUCGGCAGUACGAUUCUGCGCGAAGAUACUUCUGCAAGGCAACAACCUUGGAUGGUGCUUUUGCACCAGCCUGGCUAGGAUUCGGUCAUGCAUAUGCAGCACAGGAUGAGAGUGACCAGGCAAUGGCAGCGUAUCGGACCGCGGCAAGACUAUUUGAUGGUUUGAUAUGCUAUCAGUUGGUCUUAACCCUUUCAGAAUCAAGAUGUGUUACGAACUGGCCUGGGUUGAGUUCCCUGGGAUGCUUUAAUGGUCGCUUGGUUGUUUGUGCUGUUCGUGCUGUUACACAGCGAGAGAUCGAGGCACUUUACGAGCGGUUUUGCGUUCUGGAUCGCAAUGGGAAAGGGUAUAUUUCAGCUGAUGAGUUCAUGGCCGUUCCUGAGUUCGCACUGAAUCCUCUAGCCCAGCAUCUGCUCAGGUUGUUUGAAGGUGUGAACUUCAAGGACUUCGUUGCAGUCCUGUCUGCCUUCAGCCCGUCUGCGAGUGCAACCGAGAAGAUUAAGUCGCUUUGCAUUGGUAUGGAGUACCAGCGUACAAAUAAUCUGAGUUUGGCAGAGCAGUUUUUCGCAAAAGCGAGGAAUAUUUGCCCAUUAGACCCCUUGGUCUACAAUGAGUUGGGUGUGCUUGCAUUCCGAAACAAAGAUUAUGAAUCUGCGGCGAAAUGGUUAAGGAAAGCCCUGUCGCUGGUGCCUCGACCAUGGGGUGAGAACUGGGAGCCUACAGUUGUUAACCUGGCCCACACUCUACGCAAACAGAA
Messenger RNA from Chara braunii, 1310 nucleotides. NCBI's taxonomy places the organism in Eukaryota, Viridiplantae, Streptophyta, Charophyceae, Charales, Characeae. The record is from the annotation of a GenBank genome assembly.